Molecule: messenger RNA, 2806 nt
Organism: Aspergillus brunneoviolaceus CBS 621.78
Lineage: Eukaryota; Fungi; Ascomycota; Eurotiomycetes; Eurotiales; Aspergillaceae
Product: origin recognition complex subunit 4
Exons: 2
Coding region: 203-2473 (756 amino acids)
Biological process (GO): DNA replication initiation; DNA replication
Cellular component (GO): nuclear origin of replication recognition complex; nucleus
Molecular function (GO): DNA replication origin binding; ATP hydrolysis activity
Source: RefSeq, a predicted model, not a curated record
GUUCUCCGCACCUUACUACCUAUCCAUCCUUCCCCUUCGCGCCGAUAAACCAACCGUGUGACAUACUCGCCAAUCACAUUUUUUUUCUUCUACAAACCGGGCCCCGUGAAAUGAGUGCACAGCUCUCAAGUUUCCGGUAAUCAGCAGCUCGACAGAAAACCCUUAAACCCAGAUAAAGGCGAAAUACCUACGGGCGUCAACAAUGAAGGACUCGCGCGCGAGCAAGAGGAGAAGGGUGUCGAAUGUACAGGCCGUGGAUGAAGAUGGAGAUGUGGAAAUGUGCGAUGAUACUAUCAAUGCUCCGACAGACCAGUCGCAACCUACGCCAGAUAAGAAUUCCAAGGCAGUGACCGAAGCGGAGGAGGCGCACCCGGUUGACGAGCAACCAAGAUCACCGCCAGUUUCUGCGCGAUCGAAACGCCGACGAUCCUCCCAAGGUGCUCCAGCGGUGGAGGAUGACAACGCCCACAACAACAAAGCUGAAGAGACGGUUGCAAUAGAGACCCCGUCGCGAGCUGGAGUACGGUCAAGUGGUCGGCAGCGAAAAGUGCCCAAACGUUAUGGAGACGAGAUCGUGGAGACGCCAUCGGGCAAGGGCGCGGCGGCCUCGACGCCGAGGCAGAAUGGAUCCACAACUAAGAGUGCCCGGAGAGCGAAAUACGUGUCGGCGUCAGAAGAUGACGGUGUUGGGGAUCAGGAGGAGGAGGAGGAGGUCGAAGAGUCUCCGGAGCCGCAGAAGCGGCGCACUCGAUCCACCAGAGCGAAGAAGCCUUCGGUGCGGUUUGAUACCUCGGACGUGAAAGGGGCUUCAGCGAAAGGCAGGGAGGAGUCCCGAGAGUCCUCGAACCCAGAUGACUACCAGGAUGGACUGGAAGACCUCGUUUCAAUGCAAUUGCAGGAGGAUCUUACCAAUAGUGACUCGAUCCAAGUCGAUCAGACGGCUGCGAAGGAAGGUCCGCUUCCUGCGUAUGCCGAACAGUUCCAGUCUAUCGUCCAAACGGGCUUGACGGAAGAAUUACGAUUUCUUACCCAGGUUGUCCUCGAAAAGUUGAACGGGAAAAAGAGGGUGCCUCUCAAGGGGCUGGAGACAGAAUUCGACAAGGUCAACCAGCUCGUUGAGCAGACGGUCUCGAUCGGCGAGAGUAACUCGAUGCUGCUUCUCGGCUCGCGCGGCAGCGGGAAGACGGCCAUUCUUGAGACGAUCAUCGCGACGCUGAGGAGGUCGCAUAAGAACGAUUUCCACGUCGUCCGACUCAACGGCUUUCUACACACGGACGACCGACUGGCGCUCCGGGAGAUGUGGCGCCAGCUUGGUCGCGAGACGAACACCGAGGAUGAAGCCGGCAAGGUCAGUAGCUAUGCCGAUACGAUGGCCACUCUGUUGGCGCUCCUAUCCCAUCACGAGGAGCUCUUUGGCCCUUCAUCAGACCCCGAAAACGCGACUUCCGCCAAGUCGAUCGUCAUCAUCCUGGACGAGUUCGAUCUCUUCGUGACACACCCUCGCCAGACGCUUCUGUACAAUCUGUUCGACAUUGCGCAAGCGCGCAAGGCCCCCAUCGCGGUCCUGGGACUCACCACCAAGGUGGAAGUGACAGAGAUGCUGGAAAAGCGCGUCAAGAGUCGCUUCAGUCAUCGUUACGUCUACGUACCUCUUCCACGAAGCCUCGAGGUAUUCUCCGACAUCUGUUUCGCGGGUCUCAACCUCGAGGAUGACGAGGUCUCGGACCUGCUGGAAGACGCGGAUCCUGCUGAGCAAGCGAUUCUCAAGUCCGAGGGCUGGAGAAGACUCCUCGCAGCAUGGAGGGCGUAUCUACAGAACCUAUGGACCGACGAAGCAUUCUCCGCUCACCUACGACGGAUCUACUACCAAACCCGAUCCGUGAAGGAGUUCUUCACCAGCGCCCUGGUGGCCAUCAGCGAACUGCACCAUAGCACCUACACCACCACCACCACCAACGGUGGCGGCAACAACUCCCAGCUCACCAUCCCCACCGCCACCACGUUCACCAGUCACCCGCUCGCCUGCCCCGAUCCAGCCCCGCUACCCUUCGCCCCCACGAUCACCGCCUCCGCGAGCCCAUCCUCUCUCCCGCUCUCCCUCCUUCUCGCCGCUACCCGCCUCGCCGCGCUCUACGAUCCAGGCCUCGAGAGCGUCCAGACCCCAUCCGGAUCCGGAUCCGGGCCCCUGGCCCUCUCCUUCCCCGCCGCCUACGCCGAGUACGUGCGCCUGCUCACCUCGGCCAAGACCUCGGCCUCGGUGUCCGGCGCGGCCGUCACCCCCGGCCGCGUCUGGGGCCGGGAUGUCGCCCGCGAGGCGUGGGAGAAACUCGUCAGCUGGGGCCUCAUCAGCCCCGUCGGCAGCGGCAGCGGCACGACGGAUGCGCGCAUGUUCCGGGUGGAAAUCAGCUUCGACGAGGUGGUCGAGAUGGCUGGCACGGGCGGGUCGUUGGGUCGCUGGUGGCGCGAUGGGUAGACUUCUCUUUCUCCCGGUUGUUUCUAUCCGUUCUCUUCUUUUUUUCUGUUCUUUGGCCCGAAGAAAAGAUAUCAUUCAAUACCCGACUAGCAUUGAGAUUUGUUGAGAAUAUCGGUAAUUAGAAUUAAUAGAUAGGAACACCCCGGGGUUCACUGGAUCUAGUCUCCUUCUAGCAAGCUACAUACAGACACACUGCAUACAUGGGUUUAGGUCGAGAGUGGGAUCUUUUGUUCUUUUGUCAGUCGUUUUGUCGGUUGGUCGGCCAGGCUGGUCCACGCCAGGCUAGUCGUUCAGUCAGCCAGUCGGCUAGCCUGCAUACAGACUCAAACUGAA